AUACCCGGUGAGUUAUGGCUUCUAUUCCUAUUGUUGUUACUUGCACCUCAUGUCAUAUGUUUAGUUUAGCCUUCUCUGUCAGCGGCGAGGGUUUUACAUGUGAUAAAUGCAGGGAAGUAGUUAGGCUGACGGAGAAGAUCUUAGAAUUAGAGUCUCGCAUCCCAUCUUUAUUUGAGGAUAGUAAGAGUGUAAGGACCGUAGAAAACACUUCGGAUGCGAGCAAUGUUAACACACACAGCUCGGUUCCGGUUGAAAAUCCCCUGCAGCAGGGAAGCUUUGUAACGGUGAGACGGCAUAGUCGCAGGACAAAACAUCACUCAACCGUUCCGAUUAAAGUCUCGAACAGGUUUGCCCCGCUCAGUGACGCACCGACUGAGAAACCUGCUGAAAGUGCCCUAGUGAUCGGUGAUUCUAUUGUCCGGAACGUUAACAUAGAGGCACCAGCCACCAUAGUCAAAUGUUUACCGGGAGCAAGAGCGCCUGACAUCAAGUCAAAUUUAAAUGUGCUGGCUAAGGCUAAUCGUAAAUACAGUAAGAUUGUUAUUCAUGUCGGCACAAAUGAUGUUAGACUCCGUCAAUUGGAAAUCACUAAAGAUAAUAUUAAAGAGGUGUGUGAGCUCGCAAAAACGAUGUCAGACACUGUAAUAUUCUCUUGCCCCCUUACUGCUUACCGUGGUGAUGAGAUUUAUAGCAGAUUAUCAUCACUAAAUGGCUGGUUGUCUGAGUGGUGCCUGCAGAAUAAUAUAGAUUUUAUAAAUAACUGGAAGAGUUUUGAGGGCAGACCUGACCUGUUGAAACGAGAUGGUCUCCAUCCCUCCUGGGAUGGGGUUUCCCUCCUCUCUAGAAAUUUGGCACACAGUCUUAAUAAUGCUAAAGUCUGACUACCUAGGGCCCAGGUCAGGAAGGAGACAGAA
Messenger RNA from Triplophysa dalaica, 914 nucleotides. RefSeq lists its product as uncharacterized. The transcript has a single exon. Lineage: Eukaryota; Metazoa; Chordata; Actinopteri; Cypriniformes; Nemacheilidae. Bases 15 to 881 code for a protein of 288 amino acids. The record is from RefSeq and is a predicted model, not a curated record.